AUGACUCCUCGUGAAAUAUUUAUUCUAGUCCUAUUAGUUACAAUAUGUUUGCUUGUACCAUCACUCUUCUGCUUAAUCUGUGUAGCUUGUCGCAUGCAUCUCGAUGCCAUUCGCAGGCGCCGUCUCCAGGUUUUCCAGGACACAUCGUCAUUUCCCCGGGAUUCCCCCGUGAUAAUAUCUCUACCUAAUUCAGGCCUCGAUGACUGCACGAUCAAAUUGUACCAAAAGGUAAUCUCAGAAGGCAGAUUUAGAACAGGUUCUGUUGUCCUUGGUGAAAGCCUACGGCUUCCGGGGCUUAACGCAAUGACUUGUCCAAUAUGCCUUGUUGAGUACAGUGCUGGAGAUUCAAUCAGGCUCAUACCUUUGUGCCAACAUUGCUUCCAUGCCCACUGUGUUGAUGAGUGGUUGACGAUGAAGGCUACUUGCCCUGUUUGUCGAAAUUCUCUGCCACCCCGUCAAGAAAACACGAAGCUUGACCAAUUGUAG
Molecule: messenger RNA, 486 nt
Organism: Lycium barbarum (goji berry)
Lineage: Eukaryota; Viridiplantae; Streptophyta; Magnoliopsida; Solanales; Solanaceae
Product: RING-H2 finger protein ATL20-like
Exons: 2
Coding region: 1-486 (161 amino acids)
Source: RefSeq, a predicted model, not a curated record